Phycodurus eques (leafy seadragon) is the source of this 2491-nucleotide messenger RNA. RefSeq names its product V-type proton ATPase catalytic subunit A-like. Gene Ontology annotation, biological process: proton transmembrane transport; ATP metabolic process. The transcript is spliced from 15 exons. Bases 145 to 1998 code for a protein of 617 amino acids. Gene Ontology annotation, cellular component: proton-transporting V-type ATPase, V1 domain; lysosomal membrane. Gene Ontology annotation, molecular function: ATP hydrolysis activity; ATP binding; proton-transporting ATPase activity, rotational mechanism. NCBI's taxonomy places the organism in Eukaryota, Metazoa, Chordata, Actinopteri, Syngnathiformes, Syngnathidae. The record is from RefSeq and is a predicted model, not a curated record.
GCCACAAUGGCGACAGUUUCUUCCCAUUUCUUCACAGUGUAGUGGCUGGCAGGUGAUUAGCACAGCUAAGCUUCUCUCUUCAGCCACUAUUUGAGUGACAAAUCUGGAUAGCUGUACAUCCCUACGAGAAGACGAACUGUCAAGAUGGAUAUCUCAAAACUUCCAAAGAUCCAGGAUUCGGAGCGAGAAAGCCAGUUUGGAUACGUCCAUGGAGUUUCUGGACCAGUCGUGACAGCUACAGCGAUGGCCGGAGCUGCCAUGUACGAGCUGGUGCGCGUAGGCCACAGUGAGCUUGUGGGAGAGAUCAUCCGUUUAGAAGGAGACAUGGCCACCAUCCAGGUCUAUGAGGAAACUUCUGGGGUGUCGGUGGGUGACCCAGUCCUUCGCACAGGUAAACCCCUCUCUGUGGAGUUGGGACCAGGAGUCAUGGGUUCCAUCUUUGACGGCAUCCAACGACCACUGAAAGACAUCAAUGACCUCACGAAAAGCAUCUACAUCCCAAGAGGAGUGAACAUUGGCGCCUUGAACAGGGACCUCAAAUGGGAGUUUACACCUAGCCACAGUCUUCGGGUUGGCAGUCACAUUACAGGUGGUGACAUCUAUGGCAUGGUGUUUGAGAACUCCCUAAUAAAGCACAAACUGAUGCUUCCGCCUCGGAGCAGAGGCACCGUCACCUACGUGGCGCCACCCGGAAACUACGACGUUUCUGAUGUGGUUUUGGAGCUGGACUUUGAAGGCAUCAAGGAGAAGUUUACCAUGGUGCAGGUGUGGCCGGUACGACAAGUCCGCCCAGUCACGGAGAAAUUGCCUGCCAAUCAUCCUCUACUCACCGGUCAGAGAGUCCUGGACGCACUUUUCCCCUGUGUGCAGGGUGGCACCACAGCUAUACCAGGUGCCUUUGGCUGUGGAAAGACUGUAAUCUCCCAGUCAUUGUCCAAAUACUCUAACAGUGAUGUCAUCAUCUAUGUUGGGUGCGGGGAGCGUGGGAAUGAAAUGUCAGAGGUGUUGCGAGAUUUCCCUGAGCUCACAAUGGAAGUUGGCGGCAAGGUGGAGAGCAUCAUGAAGAGAACGGCACUUGUUGCGAACACAUCCAACAUGCCCGUGGCUGCCAGAGAGGCUUCAAUCUAUACAGGGAUCACACUGUCUGAAUACUUCCGAGAUAUGGGUUACAACGUGAGCAUGAUGGCCGACUCAACGUCGAGAUGGGCCGAAGCUCUGAGAGAAAUCUCUGGGCGAUUAGCCGAAAUGCCCGCCGACAGCGGGUACCCAGCCUACUUGGGCGCUAGGCUCGCCUCCUUCUACGAGCGAGCGGGACGCGUGAAGUGUUUAGGGAAUCCCGAGAGAGAAGGCAGUGUCAGCAUAGUCGGAGCUGUGUCGCCCCCUGGUGGAGACUUCUCAGACCCCGUCACAUCAGCCACAUUGGGUAUUGUUCAGGUGUUCUGGGGGCUAGACAAGAAGUUAGCUCAGAGAAAACACUUCCCGUCUGUGAACUGGCUGAUUAGCUACAGCAAGUACACUCGGGCGCUGGAUGAAUACUACGAUAAACACUUCCCUGAGUUUGUACCGCUUCGUACAAAAGCCAAGGAGAUUCUCCAGGAGGAGGAGGAUCUGGCUGAGAUAGUGCAGCUUGUAGGAAAGGCUUCUCUUGCCGAGACCGACAAGAUCACGCUGGAAGUCGCAAAGCUCAUUAAAGAUGACUUCCUGCAGCAGAACGGUUAUACACCUUACGACAGGUUCUGCCCCUUUUACAAAACAGUCGGCAUCCUCUCGAACAUGAUUGCCUUUUACGACAUGUCGCGGCACGCCGUAGAGUCCACGGCGCAGAGCGACAACAAAAUUACCUGGGCCAUGAUCAGGGAGCACCUGGCCGAGAUCUUGUACAAGAUCAGCUCUAUGAAGUUUAAGGACCCAGUCAAGGAUGGAGAAGCUAAGAUAAAAGCAGAGUUCGCCCAGCUGCUGGAGGACAUGCAAAAUUCGUUCCGGACCCUGGAGGAAUGAGUUCUUCAACUCUUAAGCACCUCCCCCCUCAAUUUCUCAACCCCAUAUUUGUUGGUACAGUGUAGUGCAGAUUAAAUGGUCCUAUUUCUGAAUGUUAAAUGAACUCCUUUCUGUUUACUCUCCUGUGUAAGCAUUCCAUCAUGUGCACCCAUUUUACAGUUCAUCCUGUUGAUUUACAUCUACUGUAAAAAGGACAAGUCAGUAUGUAUUUAUUUAAACAUCACAACUUUGCAGUCAAAACAGGUGCUGCUGCAAAGAGAGGGAAUCUACUGGGAACAUGCACAUGAAUAAUGGGACAUUGUGUUGUUUGGAGGGAUGGUAAGCAAUCUUCCACCGCUUAACCUCCAAAGUCUGAUGAUGAUGUGAUUUUGUGGACUAUAUACUUGAUAUGUGUAAAAUGUGAAUGAAUGAGUCUGUUAGAGUUGUGUUGGAACAAAACAUGUCUAUGUGAAGUCACGUGUGUAUCAUGAAAUAAAAUAUGCAAUAUAUCCUG